ACCUUGUUAGUAAUGUACUUUUCAAUAUAAUCCUCCAUUGACAUACAUAUAGUUUGUUGUCUUUUUAAUUGAGUAGACACUUCUGGGCAGUUAGACAUUUGAACCAUUUGCUUAUUAACCCUGUCAGGUGGAUAAUCCUAGAUUACCAGUCUCUUAAACCGUACUGCAUUUGUAGAAAGGCCAUUAACUAAAGCAGCAGUAGUGAAUGCACGGUGUUGCUACUUUCUACUAACAGUACAUGCUAAAGCUGCAGCUAUGGUUCAUUUUUCUUUCUUUUUUAUUCAAUUAUUUUACCUUCCUUUCCUCCCUUCCUUUGGUAUCAUCACAUUUCUAAGGAUGGGGAAUUUUACCUCUUCCAGUACUGCAGGUCUCUCCAGUACAGCCUGUGUACAACUUGUUCAGGAGAUGGUGUCACAGAACUGUGUUGUCAUAUUCUCCAAGACCACCUGUCCCUAUUGCAAAAUGGCCAAAAAUGUGUUCAAUGAAAUCGGUGCCAAUUACAAGGUGAUUGAACUGGACCAGCACAACGAUGGAAAGAGACUUCAGGAGGCCUUGGCACAGUUGACUGGUGUCAGAACAGUUCCAAGAGUUUUUGUGAACGGAAGCUGCAUUGGGGGCGGCUCCGACACCAAGCAGCUCCAUCAGCAGGGAAAGUUACUGCCCCUCCUCGAGCGAUGCUCCCCCUGCUGUGUUACCGAAGGAUCAGGCAGUGGACACUUUGAACCCUCUAAAUGACUAACCGUCACUGUAGCCUUUUUAAAUCCUCUAUUAUUUAAUGUUUUGCUUAAUUAUAUACUUGGAGUUACACAUUUUUUGAACAUGUUUAUGCUCUUGGUUUAUCAAAGUCAAACAGAUUGUUGAUGUCUAAUUUGGUUGUAUUUUCUCAGAAAUGUGAAAUAUUAGUAUACAUUUUAUGAAAAUCUCCCAUCUUAAAACCUAAGAAAACCCUGAAAUCACAUCCGUUCCUUUGUUAAAUUCUAAAAUAAAAGGACAAAAAAUAGCUUUAAACUUUAAUAUGUACUGGAAUUCGAAUACCUGAAAAUAUUGAAACACCUGAUUAUAACACACACUUUACUAUGCUGCUCGUCUGCAAAUCUUGAAGAACAUUAUGUUUAUUUAAGUAGCUUAUUGUUUUUUGACAUUUUAGAAAUAGCGGUGACUGUCUGAAUGUUUACUCGAGAAAAGCAUUGAUAAAAAAUCUCCAAUGCAUGUCAAAGGUUUCAGGAGAGCCUAAACAGGAAAAAAUAUUUGUAUUCCUGUACAUCAGAUGUAUAUUAUGUAAUAAACAUGAAAGAAAUACCAUUCUCAA
This is a messenger RNA of Poeciliopsis prolifica (blackstripe livebearer), 1309 nucleotides long. RefSeq names its product glutaredoxin 2 (gene glrx2). The transcript is spliced from 4 exons. NCBI's taxonomy places the organism in Eukaryota, Metazoa, Chordata, Actinopteri, Cyprinodontiformes, Poeciliidae. The coding region runs from base 256 to 735 and encodes 159 amino acids. The record is from RefSeq and is a predicted model, not a curated record.